This is a messenger RNA of Trichoderma asperellum CBS 433.97, 816 nucleotides long. RefSeq lists its product as uncharacterized. The record is from RefSeq and is a predicted model, not a curated record. Lineage: Eukaryota; Fungi; Ascomycota; Sordariomycetes; Hypocreales; Hypocreaceae.
AUGGCUAAACCGUAUCCUCAAGUUAUUCUUCUGGGGGAUUCCCUGUUUGAGUUUGCAGCUCAUACUUUGAGCGGCUUCUCAUUCCAAUCGGCUCUGCAAACACGGCUAAUAAGAAGAUUCGAUGUGGUCAAUCGCGGCUUUGCGGGGUGGAACACGACAAAUGUCCUCAAGUAUGUGCCCGAGAUUUUCGCGGAACCAUCCGCCUCAUCACCAAAGAUUGAGUAUUUGAUGAUUCUCUUGGGAGCAAAUGACGCCGUUAUCGAUGGAGCGACCACAUCGCAGCAUGUUCCCAUUGAGACAUAUAAGGAGAACCUCCACAAGAUUAUAAAUCAUCCUCGCAUACGGGCUCACAACCCCAAGAUUUUGCUAGUUACUCCUCCUCCAGUGGAUGAGCUUAAGCUCCAGGUGGUAGACGUGGCUUAUGGUCAUCCAUCAGCGGUCCGAUCGUCAGCUAUGUCUGCAUCAUAUGCGGACAAAGCUCGGGAGGUAGCCCGCGAGAACCCGGGAGUAGUUCUUAUUGACCUCUGGCAAGCAAUCAUGGGCGAAGCCAUUUCCAUGUCGCCAGAGGAUUACCAACCUGGGGGGCCUUGGCUGGGAUCGCCCGAGAAUGGGAAGCAAGGAGGGCUGGACAAGCUUCUACCGGAUGGACUUCACAUGGGUGGACUCGGAUACAGAGUGUUUUUCGAUGAGAUCAAGGCGCAUAUUGGGCAAGACAUCAAUCCUGAUGACAGGACAGAUUACAUCGUUCCGGAUUGGAGGACUGUUACUCCGCCAAAGGUUGCUCUGCCAAAGGUAAAGCCCUUUCCCCUUGAGUAA